AUGGUCAAGGUUCAAGAAGCUAUUCACCAUGGCAUGAUUGCCGCAGAUUUUCUUUCAAACACUAAACGAGUUGUCCAGGCUAUCGAGCUGUGGAACGAGUGCUUAAUACUACUAAACAACACAACCUUAGAAAACGAACAUGAACUUGCCACAAUAGUGCGUAUAGCGCUGAACAAGAGGCUGUUUUAUGGAAAUGCUGCUAUUACGAAACUUUCACCAGCUAUAGAAUCUGGCAAAAAGCUUUUAGUCCUACUUCGUAAUCUUAGGAGAAAAAAAGAAGAAGGUAACACAGCCUUGAUGUUAUCAAAACUGUACUUCCAAAAAAGUGAUUACCAGGAAGCACAAGCAGUCCUCAAAAUUGCACUCUGCGUUUACAAAGAAAUCGAAGACAAAGACGGAGAAGCGUCAUACUACGGAAACCUAGGAAAUGUGUUUGAAUCUGUCGGAGAAUAUGCCAAGGCUGAAGAAUAUCUUCAUAAAGCACUUACCAUCAACACAGAAAUUGGCAACAGAAAGGGAGAAGCGUCAUGCUACGGAAACCUAGGAGUUGUGUUUGCAAAUGUAGGAGAAUAUGGCAAGGCUGAAGAAUAUCUUCAUAAAGCACUUACCAUCAAGACAGAAAUUGGCGACAGAAUCGGAGAAGCGACAUGCUACGAAAACCUAGGAGCUGUGUUUCUAUCUGUCGGAGAAUAUGGCAAGACUGAAGAAUAUCUUCAUAAAGCACUUACCAUCAACACAGAAAUUGGCGACAGAAACGGAAAAGCGUCAUGCUACGGAAUCCUAGGAAAUGUGUUUCAAUCUGUCGGAGAAUAUGCCAAGACUGAAGAAUAUCUUCAUAAAGCACUUACCAUCAACACAGAAAUUGGCGACAGAGAGGGAGAAGCGUCAUGCUACGGAAACCUGGGAGCUGUGUUUGCAAAUGUAGGAGAAUAUGGCAAGGCUGAAGAAUAUCUUCAUAAAGCACUUACCAUCGACACAGAAAUUGGCGACAGAAGGGAAGAAGCGACAUGCUACGGAAACCUAGGAAAUGUGUUUGAAUCUGUCGGAGAAUAUGCCAAGGCUGAAGAAUAUCUUCAUAAAGCACUUACCAUCAACACAGAAAUUGGCGACAGAAACGGAGAAGCGUCAUGCUACAUAAACCUAGGAGUUGUGUUUGAAUCUGUCGGAGAAUAUGGCAAGGUUGAAGAAUAUCUUCAUAAAGCACUUACCAUCAAGACAGAAAUUGGCGACAGAAACGGAGAGGCGACAUGCUACGAAAACCUAGGAAAUGUGUUUCUAUCUGUCGGAGAAUAUGCCAAAGUUGAAGAAUAUCUUCAUAAAGCACUUACCAUCAACACAGAAAUUGGCAACAGAAAGGGAGAAGCGUCAUGCUACGGAAACCUGGGAGCUCUGUUUGUACAUGUAGGAGAAUAUGCCAAGGCUGAAGAAAAUCUUCAUACAGCACUUACCACCAACACAGAAAUUGGCGACAAAGACGGAGAAGCGUCUCGCUACCUAAAGCUAGCAAACACAUCUCAAGCCUUAUCGGAUCUCUGGUCAAGCAUUCAAAUUUACGAAAAAAUGCUUACUUCUCUAGGAAGCAAAGAUAGCCACAAUAUAUCAUUUUUUGACAAGAACGCGUCUCCCUAUCGGCUGUUUUGUUCAUUGAGUUGUUCUUGUGGGUAACCCUAUGAAGCUUUACACGCUGCUGAACUCGGACGGGCCAGAGCUCUAGCAGAACUUAUGUCAAAUCGCUACUCCAUUGAAAAAGAAAUAUCCAUCAACCCACAAUCGUUUGUUGGCAUCGCGGAAGUAAUUAAGAAAAAUGGCAACAGCACCUGCCUCUACAUCUCCUAUGACUACGAUGACAAUAUAUUUUUGUGGGUUUUGAAACAAAACAAACCGGUAGCUUUCCGAAGAACGAAACUUUGUGAAAGCUAUGUUAGCAAGCAUGGCAAAAUCUCUGUGUAUGACCUGUUUGGAAACGAAAGCUUAUUAAGAAAAUUUCACGUUUUACCUCAAGAGCAAUGCGAAGACCGAUCACUCUUCUCUUCAUUCGCCAACCAACUUACAAACGAAUCAAAUCUGGAAGAUAGUCUCUCAACCUCGCGUCCUCCUUUAGAUGAGGGAGAAGUAUACACGGACCCUGAACCGCCAACACUUUUUCAGGUUUACAACAUGUUGAUUGCUCCCGUGAGUGACUUGCUAGAAGGAUCUGAAAUCAUUGUUGUUCCUGAUCGCUGCUUCUUCCAAGUUCCGUUUGCAGCAUUACACGAUGAAAGUAGCCGCUAUUUAUCAGAUUCUUUCAGGAUACGAAUUGUCCCUUCUUUGACGACUCUCAAGCUUAUUCUGGACAGUCCAGCCGACUCUCACAGCGAAACUGGUGCAUUGAUUGUGGGUGAGCCAAGAGUGACGGAUGUGUAUUUCAAGGGAGUGUUAAGGUAUCUCUGUCCAUUGCCUGGCGCGAAAGGGGAAGCAGAGAUGAUUGCGAGACUACUACCUGAAUCUCACCUUUUAAUAGGAGAGCAAGCAACAAAGCAGGCUGUUCUUCAGAGAAUACCCUCAGUGAGCCUCGUACAUUUCGCUGCUCAUGGUGAUGCCGAAAGAGGAGAAAUUGCUCUUACCCCCGCUGACUCCACAGUGGAGUUUCCACACGAAGCAGACUACUUACUGUCAAUGACCGACAUUUCACAAGUUAGACUGUCAGCCAAACUGGUGGUCCUUAGUUGUUGCCAUACCGCACGUGGACAGAUCAAAACAGAAGGCGUUGUUGGAAUCGCUCGAGCAUUCUUAGGAUCGGGUGCACGCUCAGUGUUGGUGGCAUUGUGGGCCUUACAAGACAGAGCAACAGAGGAGUUCAUGGGAAGAUUCAACGAAAACCUUGUCCAAGGGAAAAGUGCAAGCGAAAGUCUUCACCGAGCCAUGAAGUGGAUGCGAAAUAACGGUUUCUCAGAAGUGAGGCAGUGGGCACCUUUCAUGCUGAUUGGGGAUGAUGUGUCAUUUCACUUUGGUGAAGAAAAGUGA
Molecule: messenger RNA, 3003 nt
Organism: Porites evermanni
Lineage: Eukaryota; Metazoa; Cnidaria; Anthozoa; Scleractinia; Poritidae
Source: the annotation of a GenBank genome assembly